Messenger RNA from Ramularia collo-cygni, 1668 nucleotides. Its product is annotated as related to ARO8-aromatic amino acid aminotransferase I. Bases 1 to 1668 code for a protein of 555 amino acids. Gene Ontology annotation, molecular function: pyridoxal phosphate binding; L-2-aminoadipate:2-oxoglutarate transaminase activity; aromatic-amino-acid:2-oxoglutarate transaminase activity. Gene Ontology annotation, biological process: L-tyrosine biosynthetic process; aromatic amino acid catabolic process. NCBI's taxonomy places the organism in Eukaryota, Fungi, Ascomycota, Dothideomycetes, Mycosphaerellales, Mycosphaerellaceae. The record is from RefSeq and is a predicted model, not a curated record. The transcript is spliced from 2 exons.
AUGGCGCCUCCCGCUGCGACGAUUGAUGUGGGAUCCUUCGAGUUCUACGGCGCCGAUUCGGAUGCCGUCCCCUUCACCAUUCCCGACCGAUUGACGGUGCAGAGUGUUGCAAAACGUCGUGCGGCGUCGGGAAGGUUGGUCGCUGGUGUUGCUGCGCCAGCCGACCUGGAUGCCUUCAAGGGGAGAACCAGCCAUUUGCACAAAGGUUUUGCCAAGCGAUGGGAUCAUCGACUUUCCCAUGAGACGCUUUCUCGAGGCGGCAGCUCGUUGAAGUUGGCCGCUGCCUUCCUCAACACCCCGGGUCUGAUCUCGCUCGGCGGAGGCUUGCCCUCUCCGGAAUACUUUCCCUUUCCGGAAAUCAAUGUGCGAGUUCCCAGAGUCGCUUCUCCGGGAAGAGGGAGGACGGGACAUGGCAUUGAUGAUGUUCUCCACGCCGAAAUGCACGAUAUGCGUGAUGGACGAUCCACCUUUGAUAUUGCCACUGCAUUGAACUACGGCCAAGGCCAUGGAGCGCCUCAACUGUUGAGGUUCUUGGUGGAGCAUACGGAGAUCGUUMACAACCCUCCCUACCAGGAUUGGAGUUGCGCCAUGACCGUGGGAUCGACCGCCGCCUGGGACAUGACCUUGAGAAUGUUGACCAAACCUGGAGACUGGGUCAUUAGCGAGCAAUACACCUUCCCAGCAGCAGUCGAGACCGCCGCACCCAUGGGUGUGAAAUUUGCCGCCGUCGAAAUGGACGCCCAUGGCAUGCUCGCCUCUUCCUUGGAUGAUGUCCUCACUAAUUGGGAUGAAAGAGUUCGCGGCGGUCCCAAACCAUUCUUGGUAUACACAGUCCCUACAGGACAGAACCCUACCGGGUCAACACAAGGCAUCGAACGACGACGUGAGGUCUACCGUGUUUGCCAGAAGCACGACCUUUACAUCUUCGAGGAUGAGCCCUACUAUUUCCUCCAAAUGCAGCCUUACACAGGACCCUCGGCUCCUGAUGUUCCUCCUCCAGCGUCCUACAGCGAGUUCUUGAAUUCCAUCGUCCCUUCUUUCCUCUCCAUCGAUACAGACGGCCGCGUGAUGCGCGCCGACUCCUUUUCAAAAGUCCUCGCGCCCGGAAGUCGGCUAGGCUGGAUCACAGCUUCAGAACAGAUCUGCAAUCGCUUCCGCACUCAUGCCGACGUCAGCACACAAGGACCCAGCGGUUUCAGCCAAAUCAUCCUCUUCAAGCUCCUAGACGAGACUUGGGGUCACACCGGCUACCUCGACUGGCUCAUCCACAUGCGAAUGGAAUACACCCGUCGUCGCAACGUCAUGAUGGAGGCUUGCGAGCGCUACCUACCGAAAGAUCUUGUCAGCUGGGUGCCACCGUCGGCGGGCAUGUUCCACUGGUUGAAGAUCGAUUACAAACAGCAUCCCGACUACAGAUGGAAGAGCAUCGAUGACAUUGAAGAGGAGAUCUUCAUGCGAAUCAUCGACCAUGGAACUUUAUUAAUGAAGGGCAGCUGGUUCUGCGCUGAUAGAGACGUCGCUCGGGAAACCAUGUUCUUCCGCGCUACAUAUGCCGCUGCCGAGUUUGGUCAGAUUGAAGAAGCAAUCCGAAGAUUUGGGAAUGCGAUUCGGGACGCUUUCGGAAGGCCCGCUUACUCUAAUGGAUUGUUGACAAAUGGUGUGCAUUGA